CUGGCGCGGGAGUUCAAUCAGCUGAAAGAAAAGUCUUUAGCCUCGAUGUUGUAGCUGGUUUAUGUAAACACAUUCUUUACCAUUAAAUGAAUUUGAUUAGGUAUUUGCACUAAAAUGGCUCUUGCAAAAGACGUUGAUCUACCGCCGAGUCUGGCAUGUUUGAAAAAUAUGGACACUUUGCUGCGAUGCCCAAUUUGUUUUGACUUCCUGAGCAUUUCCAUGAUGUCGCAAUGUUCCCACAAUUAUUGUUCUCUCUGCAUACGGAAAUUUCUUUCCUACAAACUGCAAUGCCCUGUUUGUAAAUUGCCAAUGACCGAACAAGAUCUGAGGAACAAUAGAAUUCUUGAUGACUUGGUGAAAAGCUUCCAAGAUGCAAGAAAGCAGUUGUCCCAGGUCCAAUUCGAAUCGCCCCCCAUUUCGCCCAAGACUCCCUCAGCUGUCAAGCGCAAGGCUCCAGCUCCAGCGCCGUCACCGCAGCAGAGGGGCCCCAAGAAGGAUGGCUCCGUCCUCUCUCACUUUUUCCAGAAGCAGCCGUGCGCUGCGUCCAGCUCUGCCUCCGCGCCCAGAGGGGAGCCCGAGGCGCCGCCCCCCCGUGGCAAACGAGCGCGCACCUCCGCUCUCCGCACCGCUGCGCUCAGGGUGAAGCAGGAGCCCGUGGAGGAGGAGGUGCCUCAGGCAGCGCAGCACGCCAGCACCUCCACCAGGGUCCGGGUGAAGGAGGAGAAGACGGACUGUGAGCUCAGCUCCCCGUCCACCUCCCAGGACCUCAUGCCAGUGGUCAAAGUUGAGUGUCCGGUGUGUGAGGUACCUGUCUCUCAGCAGCACAUUAACAAGCACCUGGACACCUGUCUCAGGAGUGAGGAGAAGAAGGAUGCCCUGCGAAGCUCUGGGCGGCGCAAGACCAUGGCCAAAGUGGUGUAUAAUUUGCUGUCUCUGGUGGAGCUGAGGAGGAGACUGCGGGAGUGCCACCUGCCCACGCAGGGCACUAAGGAGCAGCUGAUCAGGCGCCACCAGGAUUUCCUGCACAUCUACAACGCCGAGUGUGACGCCGAGGAGCCGCGCUCUGCUGAAGUCAUUGCAAAGGAGGUGGAGACGAACGAGAAGAUGAGGAUGCAGUUGGACAAGACAAAUAAAAGGACUGGUUUGGUUUUCAGAAAGGAUCAAACUGAAGAUGAGAUUGAGGCAGUGCACUCCAACUACCGGAAGCAGCACAGCAGCGAGUUCUCCCGCCUGGUGGCUCAGGUCAAAGGGCGCAUGGAGACGUCCAAGAGGGCUCGACAGAUCAAGCAGGAGAAGGAGGCAGCCGGUGAGGAAACGAGCCGUGAAGCGAACCUGACAGAAGCAGUGGAGCAAAGCCCAUCUCCUCAAGGGAGCGCGGCAGCCAGUGAGAAGCCAGCCCCAGACACAAAGCCCUCCCUGACAGAGAUCAUCUCAAGGUCACCUAGCCCGUCCCCAAGUGAGGUGUCCAUAAGCAGCUCAAUUUCAGAUGUGUUCAGCUGACAACAUGGCAGGAUGGAUUGACACCAGGAAAACCCUCAGGGAUCAACUUUGGGAACGUCUUCCCAGAUGAGGCGGACCCACUGGAAGUGUGGAGAAGUUAAAGGAUCAUGGAGAUAACCAGCUGUUCAUGUCCGGAUUUGUAUUUUAUAUUGUUUUUUUUUUGUGUUUUCAAUUUAAGUGUACAUUCUUAAGUGUUUUUUAAUAAACCUUUAAUUAUUUACCAA
Molecule: messenger RNA, 1724 nt
Organism: Sardina pilchardus (European sardine)
Lineage: Eukaryota; Metazoa; Chordata; Actinopteri; Clupeiformes; Clupeidae
Gene: rad18
Product: RAD18 E3 ubiquitin protein ligase
Exons: 13
Coding region: 115-1500 (461 amino acids)
Biological process (GO): DNA damage tolerance; protein monoubiquitination
Cellular component (GO): nucleus; Rad6-Rad18 complex
Molecular function (GO): ubiquitin protein ligase activity; single-stranded DNA binding
Source: RefSeq, a predicted model, not a curated record